Nymphaea colorata (pocket water lily) is the source of this 2619-nucleotide messenger RNA. RefSeq lists its product as uncharacterized. Lineage: Eukaryota; Viridiplantae; Streptophyta; Magnoliopsida; Nymphaeales; Nymphaeaceae. The coding region runs from base 364 to 1881 and encodes 505 amino acids. The transcript has 2 exons. The record is from RefSeq and is a predicted model, not a curated record.
UACUUGACCAGUUAUGAUAUGCCUCUUAAAGUAUAGUUAUAGCUAAAAAUCAAGUUUUGUUGGUAAAAUUUUUUAAAGCUUUGAUCUACCAGAUACGAAUCGUUUUUCGUAUCAUCAAAACGAUACGAGUUGGUUGUUUCCCGGAGAUGGAGGGAAAGGGCGGGAGGUGGGCAUUUUCGAAAAGAAAAUAUUCUCUCUCUACGCCAUAAGAGGGAAAGGGAGACGGAGAGGAGAUGAUUUUCGGUUUUGCCGCGUUCCGCAGAGGGGAAAAAACUCCCUGUGGCUGCUACAUCUCUGCAGCUCCUGCAUCUCCGCUUCCUCUUCUUCCUAGCAUCGCUGGACUGAGAGAACCAAAAUGGUCAGAUGUUAAGUAGAUUCCUGAAGAUCAUAAUGAGUUCUCCUCCUCCUUCAUCAUCUUCUUAUAGGUACGCGAUUGCAGCAGCGUCUUUCACGAAAAGGUUCGUCUCUCCGUUUUUAGUUAUCCCCUCCGCUUUGGUCGCUCUCUUCUUCUUCCUGCUGCUCACCUGCAAUGCACUAUCCAUCUUCUGCUUCCAAAUCCCUUUUCCCCUUAAGCCCAUCCUGGAUCGCGACCGCCACUUGCCGCAGAAUGCAGUAGUCGUUGAGUUCGGAGAAUCCUUAUCUUCCUCCUCCUCCUCCUCCUCUUCUUCUUCCCCGUCGUCGUCUUCUUCCUCCUCGUCUCUACCAUCUUCUAUUAUGUACGCCGUCAAGGAAGAAGCACCACUAUCAAGAACGCGCGAAACUCUUCAGCUAUUACACAAGCAUGACGCCAUGGUUCCACCAUUGAACUCUUCGUCGCGCCAGCGGCUGAGAUGGUUCAGAAUGAACAGGACCAAGUUCAAGAUUCUGCGGACCAGUAAACUCUCGAGUCAAUUCUCUGCGAGAGUGCAAGAGUUCUUCGAUGGCGCAGGUGGUGACGGUGUUGUUGGCAACACGACUUCCUCUUCUUCAUCAUCAUCAUCAUCAUCUGGUGCGAGCCGUCAUCCCUGUGAGCUCCGUGUCUUCAUGACGUGGAUAUCUUCGCUAGCGAAUUUUGGUGACAGAGGGGUCUUCGCCAUAGAGAGCCUCUUCAAGUCUAACCCAGAGGCUUGCUUGUUGAUAGCCUCCAAAGAAAUGGAUUCCAGGAGAGGGUACAAGCUCUUGAGGCCCUUUUGGAGCAGAGGCUAUAGGGUCAUGGCUGCCUCUCCCGACCUUGACUUCCUCUUCGAGAGCACCUCCGCGGAGGUUUGGUUUGAGAAAUUGAGAAAGGGGAAUGUCGACCCAGGCGAGGUGCCCUUAGGUCAGAACCUCUCCAAUUUGCUUAGGCUCGCCCUUCUGUACAAGUACGGGGGCGCUUACAUCGACGCCGAUGUCGUCGUGGUGAAGAGCUUCGCCGGCCUUAGGAACACCCUCGGAGCACAGACCCGUGACGAGGGGACCGGGAGAUGGAGCAGAUUGAACAAUGCAGUGAUGAUCUUCGACAAGAACCAUCCUCUCGUUUACAAAUUCAUCGAGGAAUUUGCUCUGACCUUUGAUGGGAACAAGUGGGGUCACAAUGGGCCUUACUUGGUCUCGAGGGUUGUAUCGAGGGUCAGCGGAAGGCCCGGUUUUGAGUUCUCUGUGAUGCCGCCGAUCGCCUUCUAUCCCGUCGAUUGGAGUAAAGUCCGGUGCCUCUUCCACGGGCCGAGGGAUAAACACCAAUUCAAGUGGGUGUUGGCUAAACUCGGCAGGAUCAAGAAGGAUAGCUUCGCCGUUCACCUUUGGAACAGGCACAGCGGCGGGCUUCAGGUUGAAGAUGGCAGCGUCGUCUCUCACUUGAUGUCCAGUUUUUGUGUGUUAUGCAAUAAUACCUCUUUCCCCAAUCUGCCGGCCAUGGAAGGAUAAGGCGGUCAUGGUUGUAGCUUUCCUGUUCGCUUGUUUAUUUGGUUGGUGGUUGUGUGAAUAGUGAAAUCAGGAGGAAGAGGAAAAGGAUCCUCAUCCUGUCGCAGUUGUGUAAUAGUAUCUCUUCCAAUCUGCCGGCCAUGGAAGGAUAAGGUGGUCAUGUUGGACCCUUCCUGCUCUUUUUUUAUUUUUUAAUUUGGUUGGUUGGUUGUGAUCAGAAGGGGAAAAAGAUCCUCAUCCUUUCACGACUCCAUGGUAACUCUCUCCCUCUCUACCUCCCUUCAAUUUCGGUAGCUUGUAAGUUGUAAUAUGAUUAGAUCAUAGAUCAUAAUAUAAGUUCUUAACAACAUAAAACUUGCAGCAGGUUGAGAGAUGAACUGUAGAAUGAUUGUUCUCAUUCAUAGGUCUUGUCAUUACCAAUUAAAACAGUAUAGGCAAGUCAUGAGUUUCACCUUGUCCUCAGCUCGUCACGUUCUGUACAUGCGUCAGUUGUCACAUUCUGUACCUGCUUGUCACACUUGCCUUUUCAUUACCAGCCGCUCUGGGAAGGGAAGUUGUUUUCUCGUGCUCUAACUGAAUGGGCUUUGAAGAGUGUUUCCCUGUGAUCUGCUCCCAACUAGCUGUUUUCAUCACAUGAUGUCCUGUGUUUAUAGUCUUAAGAGGGAAGACAGUUGCCCAAGGGCUCUACUUUGGUUAAUGUGAAUGACAAUCUGGAUUGAUAUAAAAGGACAUUUUUUCCAA